Molecule: messenger RNA, 1617 nt
Organism: Lasiodiplodia theobromae
Lineage: Eukaryota; Fungi; Ascomycota; Dothideomycetes; Botryosphaeriales; Botryosphaeriaceae
Product: Cyclohexanone monooxygenase
Exons: 1
Coding region: 1-1617 (538 amino acids)
Molecular function (GO): flavin adenine dinucleotide binding; NADP binding; N,N-dimethylaniline monooxygenase activity
Source: RefSeq, a predicted model, not a curated record
AUGAAACCCACACAUCGUUUCGAUGCAAUCAUCAUUGGCGCCGAACUAGGCGGAAUCAACAGCCUACACGAAGUACUGGAGCUUGGGCUCUCAGUUAGGGUUCUAGAGGGUGCCAGUGAAGUUGGUGGCACUUGGUUCUAUAAUCAAUACCCGGGUUGUACAAGCGAUACACCGAGCCUUCUCUACCGCCUUUACUGGGACAAAGAGGACCUCCGAACCUACCCAUGGCCCAACCGCUACCUGACGCAGGCAGAGAUCCUCGCCUACAUCAAACACGUAGUAUCAAAGCACAACAUGAGCCCCCAAAUCCAACUCAACACCGAAGUCACAUCCGCGACCUGGGACCCCACCCAAAAUCGCUGGCUCAUCCAAACCAACACCGACGAAGAAUACACCACCCGCUACCUCAUCACCGCCGUCGGCGUCCUCCACGAGCCCAUCCUCCCCUCCAUCCCAGGCAUACACACCUUCCGCGGCCACCUCCUCCACUCAACUCAAUGGACCCCUGACGUCCAAAUCGCCAACAAACGCGUCGGCAUCAUCGGCUGCGGCGCCAGCGGCAUCCAGAUCCUGACCGCCAUCGCACCGCACGCCGCCUCCCUCACCUCCUUCCAGCGCACGCCGCAAUACGCCAUCCCGGCCCGCAACGCCGCCGUCACUUCUGCCGAGCGCGCGUCGUACAACGCGCGCUACGAUUCCAUCAUCGACGACGUGUGGAACAGCACCACCGGCUUCGGCUUCCGCGAGAGCACGACGCCGACGAUGUCGGUCUCCCCCGCCGAACGCGUCCGCGUCUACGAAAAGCUCUGGCGCGAGGGCGGCGCGAUGCAGUUCAUGCUGGGCGGCUUCAGCGACACCUUCACGGACGCAGCCGCGAACGAGGCGGCGUGCGCGUUCAUCUGCGCAAAAAUCGCGGCGACGGUGCGGGAUGCGGAGAAGGCGCGGAAGGUGGUGCCGACGGAGCGGUUCUUCGCGCGAAGGCCGCUGUGCGAGGAGGGGUACUACGAGGCGCUGAACCGGGAGAAUGUGCGCGUUGUGGCGCUGGGGGAGACGCCGAUUGAGGAGUUCACGCCGGAGGGGAUAAGGACGAGUGAUGGGACGGUGUAUGGGUUGGAUGUCAUUGUGUUUGCGACGGGGUUCGAUGCGAUUGAGGGGAGUUAUACGCGGUUUCCGAUCAGAGGGAGGGAGGGCAGGCUGUUGAUGGAGCAUUGGGGGGGUGGGGCGAAGAGCUAUUUGGGCGUGAACUGCCCGGGCUUUCCGAAUCUGUUUUUUGUGAAUGGUCCGCAGGGCCCGUUUGGGAAUAUUCCGCCUGUGCUGCAGAGCACUGCGCAGUUGACGACUCAGUUGAUAAAGGAGAGGGAAAAGAGGCUAGCCGAAGGUGGUCUCGGCGUGGUGGAGGCAACGCCUGAGGCAGAAGUGGAAUGGGGUCAAAGAUGCGAGCAGAUGAUGAAAGGUUCAUUGUUCAAGCACAAUAGCUCUUGGAUUACUGGGCGCAAUGUUGAAGGAAGAGCGUCUACUUGUCGGUUCUUCUUGGGUGGCAUCAAGCUGUAUCGGUCUGCUUGCAGAUAUGCGCAUGAUCAAGGAUGGCCUGGUAUCCUUAAGCUUCAGAGUACCUAG